AUGGCCACGUUCUGCAUGCAGACGCUCGGCUGCGAAGUUUCCGCCAUACAUACCGUCAAUUAUAGCAACCACGUAGGCUACAGACGAUUUAAGGGGCGCAAAUCACAACCAGAGGAGCUCGCAGAAUUAUGGGAUGGUCUCAAAAAUGCUCGCCUUGAUGGCUUCGACGUACUCUUGUCCGGCUACUGCCCUUCAUCUGCCACGGCGGAGCAAGUCGGCAGGAUAGCACGUGAGCUCAAGAGCCGGUCGCGCACGAAGCCUGGCUCUUUCUUCUGGGUACUCGAUCCGGUCAUGGGCGACAAUGGUAGGAUAUACGUGGCAGAAGACACAGUGCCUGUAUACAAGAGUCUGUUGAAGGAUGCGGAUCUCAUACUACCGAAUCAAUUCGAGGCAGAGCUCUUGUCCGAGGUCAAGAUACAUGAUCUGGCCAGUAUGAAGCGGGCGAUAACAAAACUUCACAAGGACUAUCGAGUACCGCACGUCAUCAUCACAAGUAUACGACUACCUGCUACAUCGUCGAACACGCCAAUUCAGGUCGAGGAGGAUCUAUCCGCGAGCGCGAAGCUGACUAUCAUCGGAUCCACGGCAACAGAUGACAUGGAGCCCCGACUCUUCCGGAUCACUGUCGAUGCUCUUCCUGUCUUCUUCUCCGGCACUGGUGAUAUGUUUGCUUCUCUCAUGGUAGCGCGACUACGACAAGCUGCGCAGGAUGCGGAUGUGCUGGGUCGAGCGAGCUGGAGAAGUCCUGAUGAUGUGCAAGCCACCGACCUGCCUUUGGCGAAAGCUGCAGAAAAGGUCCUGGCUAGUAUGCAUGCUGUUUUGAAAGACACAGCUGCUCACUACGACGCUGCCACGGAGAGACUAAAGGCCGAGCAGGACGGCGCAUUGAAUGAAGGCAAAGGAGAAGAAGCCGAGGCGGAGAAGGCUACGCAACGGCACCUCUCGCUGACCAGGGCAGCAGAGGUCCGAGUCGUGCGUAACAUUCCAGUGCUGUUAUCGCCACCAGAUAUGGAGUGCUUCAAGGCACAACAUGUAACGAUACAUGAGAAUCAUGGUUGA
This is a messenger RNA of Recurvomyces mirabilis, 1059 nucleotides long. RefSeq names its product putative pyridoxal kinase (gene BUD16). NCBI's taxonomy places the organism in Eukaryota, Fungi, Ascomycota, Dothideomycetes, Mycosphaerellales, Teratosphaeriaceae. Gene Ontology annotation, cellular component: cytosol. The coding region runs from base 1 to 1059 and encodes 352 amino acids. Gene Ontology annotation, molecular function: pyridoxal kinase activity. Gene Ontology annotation, biological process: pyridoxal 5'-phosphate salvage. The transcript has 2 exons. The record is from RefSeq and is a predicted model, not a curated record.